AAUUGACGCAGGUGUCGCUUAAAUGGAUUGCAAUUUUUGUUUUGGAUUGUGUGUGCAGUUUACGGGCUGCAUUGGGUCGGUCCGAAAUCGGUUGAUAAUAUAAUUAUAGCAUAAAUUCUAUGCAAAAAAAAAAAAAGAAAAUAAAAAUCAGCAGACAUUUAUUAAAUCUAAUUAAAAGAAUAUUAAAGUGCGCAGAAAAACAUACACAAGAAGUAAUCAAUACAACAGUAUUAUUGUUGCCGAUAAAGUUACCACAACGACAACAGCAGGAAGCAAGAAAUAUACAACAAUUAUUUUUUCCGUGUGGACACGAAAACUAGUUGUAUACCUUCAUUACACAAAAAAAAAAAACAGUUUAACAAACAAACCAAAAAUGGCUACCAUAUCCCGUUUUGUCUUGAAUACUACGGCACCACGUUUGUGUUUUAUUAAAUCAUCAACCAAAACAUCUACUAGACCUUUAAUAGGCCUAUCAAACACUACAUUAUCAAACAACAUCAAUUCAAUCAUCUCUAGCAAACAUCAAAACUCUAUACGAAAAACGUUAACAACUUUGCAAACGGCUGCUGCCAACCUUAACGUAGGCUUCCAACAUACAAAUGCUGCUCAAUUACGUGGUUAUACUUCAGCUCCUAAGGGAGCAACAACAUCUUUUACUGGCACUUCAGCUGCUACUCCCAUGCUGUUAAUGUCCAAAUAUAAACCAUUACAACAAAUACGUAAUUUUUCAAGUUUAAAUAUGCCACUGCAGUCCCAGUGUUCUAAACUAGUUCAUCAAAACGCCAUGGCUCCGUUAAAGAAUCGUCGUUAUAUUUCUUCAAAAGAAAUAACUAAAAAUAUGACUUUAUAUACAAAUGGUACAUUUAAAAGUGAAGUGGAUAGAAAUACAUUAGAGUUUAAAAAACCCACCGGCAAUCCGUUGGUCUUAAUGAUGGCCUGGCUGAUGGCCAAACAGAAGCAUCUUAAGAAAUAUGCUGAAAUCUAUACAGAAUUGGGUUUUGAUGUCAUGGUCGUGCACAUUACACCCUGGCAAUUGUUGUGGCCCGUCAAGGGCACACAAGUGGUGGCUGCAGAAACCCUAAAGUUUUUGGAAAGCAACAAAUCAUAUGAACCCAUUGUAUUGCAUGGAUUUUCAGUGGGUGCCUAUCAAUUUGGUGAAUUAAUGUUACAAAUGUCCAGAGAUAUGGAUCGUUAUUCACAUGUUCUUAAUCGUAUUAUAUGUCAAGUAUGGGAUAGUGCCGCCGAUAUCACCGAGAUACCGGUGGGUGUACCCAAAUCGAUAUUUCCCAAAAAUAUGCGUAUGCAAACGGCACUACGUAAUUAUACACUCUACCAUUUGAAAACAUUCCACAAUCAGGCCACCGUACAUUAUAUGCGUUCGAGCCAAAUGUUCCAUUCUACUUUGUGUAAAAAACCUGCCCUUUUCUUUGUCUCCGACAAUGAUCUAAUCGGACCACCCUCCUCCAAUCAAGUUGUACGUGAGAAUUGGGAGAGAGCUGAUAUUAAGGUAACCUGGAAAUGUUGGAAACAUUCGUUACAUGCCGGUCAUUUAAUGAAACAUCGCGAGGAAUAUUUAGAUUUAUUAUUUAAACAUUUAGAAGAAUGUGGUGUCUUGGAGGCCAUAGGUGUUAAGCAAAGAGCCAAAUUGUAAAUAAUUAUUACAAAAUUAUUUAACAUUAAAAGAAAACAUAAAACGAAAGUUUAAAAAUUAUUUUAUAUGAAUUUAUUUUUGUUUAAAUUAAAUUUAUUGCUUAUGAUGUGAUUUAAUUGGGAUUUUUUUCUUAAAUUGUUUAUUUUUUGUAAACUUUUAUUUUUCGUUUGCGGUACUUGAAUUGGUUUUUUUUUUAUUAUAAAUUUGUUAAAUUAAGUUAUUUUGUGUUUAUGUUGUUAAUUAUAAACAAAUUAUAAUUAUAAAGAAAAAAAAACAAAAGAAAUGAAAUCAUUUUUAAAUAAUGCACCCCCUUUACUCAUUAAUUAAUGUAUUGUAUUACGAAAAUUUUUAAAAUAAAAAAUUAUGAAAAAAAA
Molecule: messenger RNA, 2025 nt
Organism: Lucilia sericata (common green bottle fly)
Lineage: Eukaryota; Metazoa; Arthropoda; Insecta; Diptera; Calliphoridae
Exons: 6
Coding region: 374-1651 (425 amino acids)
Molecular function (GO): serine hydrolase activity
Source: RefSeq, a predicted model, not a curated record